CCGACUGAACGGAACCAGAGAGACGGUCAGGGGAAGUCGAGGUGGCGCUCAGCCUGAUAACCCUGGAGGCUGGGCUGGUAUCCGGGGCCCGGGAUCCGGACUCUGCAGGCCAUACUGGCUGUGCAUGCAGCGGAGGACGCGCGCGGAGGCAGGAUGCUCUCAGCCGGCGAGAUCGGCGAGGCGUCGGCAGCCCCGUGCUGCUCUGAAAGUGGUGACCAAAGGGAGAACAUGGAGGAGAAAAGUGAUGUGAAUAUUGCAGCUCUUGUUGGAAGUGAGCAAGUCAGUGAAGGUAGAGAUGAUGGUGAUCUUCUUUCCUAUGUGUCUGCUUUCAUAGAAAAGGAAGUUGGAAAUGAUCUUAAAUCUUUAGAGAAACUUGAUAAACUCAUAGAACAAAUGACAGAAAGAAAAAUGCAGUUAGAAGAACAGGUACUUACAGUUUCAUCAGAAAUCCCUAAAAGAAUUCAAAAUGCUUUAAAAAAUGCAGAAGAAUCAAAGCAAAUUCUUAAUCAGUUUCUGGAACAGGAAACACAUCUCUUCAGCUCCAUUAACAGCCAUUUGCUAACUGCCCAGCCCUGGAUGGAUGAUCUUGGGGCCAUGAUCAGCCAGAUUGAGGAGACUGAGCGGCAUCUCACGUACCUUAAAUGGAUUUCACAGAUUGAAGAGCUAAGUGAUAACAUUCAGCAAUACCUGAUGACCAACAAUGUGCCAGAGGCAGCCUCUAUCCUGGUGGCUAUGACAGAACUUGACAUCAAGCUUCAGGAAUCAUCCUGCACUCAUCUUCUUGCUUUCAUGAGAGCCACAGUUAAAUUCUGGCAUAAAAUUCUCAAGGACAAGCUUACCAGUGAUUUUGAGGAAAUUUUAGCACAGCUUCAUUGGCCAUUCAUCACAUCUCCCCAGUCCCAAACUGUUGGUAUAAGCCGGCCGGCCAGUGCCCCUGAGAUAUACAGUAACCUGGAGACACUGUUUUGUCAGCUGCUGAAACUACAAACCUCAGAUGAAUUACUUACUGAGCCAAAACAGCUCCCAGAAAAAUAUUCUCUUCCUGCAUCCCCUUCAGUCAUCCUGCCCAUCCAGAUUAUGCUGACCCCUCUUCAGAAGAGAUUCAGGUACCACUUCAGAGGCAACCGGCAGACCAAUGUUUUAAGCAAGCCGGAGUGGUACUUGGCUCAGAUACUUAUGUGGAUUGGAAACCAUACUCAAUUUCUGGAUGAGAAGAUUCAGCCAAUAUUAGAUAAAGUAGGCUCUGUGGUGAAUGCAAGGCUUGAAUUUUCUCGGGGCCUUAUGAUGCUCGUUCUUGAGAAGCUGGCUUCCGAUAUUCCUUGUCUGCUCUAUGAUGAUAAUCUCUUCUGUCAUUUGGUGGAUGAGGUGUUGUUGUUUGAAAGAGAGCUGCAUAGUGUCCAUAGCUAUCCUGGCACUUUUGCUAGCUGUAUGCACAUUCUAUCAGAAGAAACCUGCUUUCAGAGAUGGUUGACUGUGGAGAGAAAGUUUGCUCUUCAAAAAAUGGACUCAAUGCUUUCAUCAGAAGCUGCCUGGGUAUCCCAAUAUAAAGACAUCACUGAUGUGGAUGAAAUGAAGGUUCCAGACUGUGCAGAAACUUUUAUGACUCUCCUUUUGGUUAUAACUGACAGGUAUAAAAAUCUCCCCACAGCUUCCCGGAAGCUGCAGUUCCUGGAGUUACAGAAGGACUUAGUAGAUGAUUUUAGGAUACGAUUAACACAGGUGAUGAAAGAAGAGACCAGAGCUUCCCUUGGCUUUCGAUACUGUGCAAUUCUUAAUGCUGUCAACUACAUCUCAACAGUGCUAGCAGACUGGGCUGAUAAUGUUUUCUUUCUACAGCUUCAACAAGCAGCAUUGGAGGUGUUUGCAGAGAGUAAUACCCUCAGUAAAUUGCAGCUGGGACAGCUAGCCUCUAUGGAGAGUUCUGUUUUUGAUGACAUGAUUAACCUCUUAGAGCGUUUAAAGCAUGAUAUGCUGACUCGCCAAGUAGACCAUGUUUUUAGAGAAGUUAAAGAUGCUGCAAAGUUGUAUAAGAAAGAAAGGUGGCUUUCCUUGCCAUCUCAGUCUGAACAGGCAGUGAUGUCCCUGUCCAGUUCAGCCUGCCCACUCUUGCUGACGUUACGAGAUCGUCUCCUUCAGCUGGAGCAGCAGCUUUGCUUCUCCUUAUUCAAGGUUUUCUGGCAGAUGCUGGUAGAGAAGCUGGAUAUGUACAUCUAUCAGGAAGUAAUCCUUGCUAAUCACUUCAAUGAAGGAGGAGCAGCCCAAUUGCAGUUUGAUAUGACUCGGAAUCUUUUCCCUUUGUUUUCUCACUAUUGCAAGAGACCAGAAAACUAUUUUAAACAUGUAAAAGAAGCCUGUAUCAUUCUCAAUUUGAACAUUGGUUCUGCGUUGCUCCUGAAAGAUGUGCUGCAGUCAACUUCUGAGCAGCUCCCUGCCACAGCGGCCCUAAAUGAAGUUGGAAUUUACAAACUGGUUCAGCAGGAUGUUGAAAUUCUGCUUAAUUUGAGGACAAACUGGCCUAACACUGGAAAAUAAUAUAUCUUUGAGAAAAACAGUUGUUUAACAAAAAGGAAGACAGUUGGAUUUGAAGAUCGAUAAAAUUCUGAAUGAAUGAAAUGAACGAAACUGGACAAAUGAAAAUUUUAUAGGGUCAUUUAUUAUUUUGAGUUAUUGUGUUACUAAAAUGAUGACCAUAUUUUCUCAGUCCUCUUGUUCCUAUGAAAAUGAAAACAAAAGACUCAGAAACUAUGAAAAGUCAGAGUAAUUCCAUUACAAAUACAAAUGUUGACUAUGUCUGCUGAAGAAAAUGCAAGUAAAGAUAGUAAAUUAUAACCAA
Nannospalax galili (Upper Galilee mountains blind mole rat) is the source of this 2833-nucleotide messenger RNA. RefSeq names its product RAD50 interactor 1 (gene Rint1). The transcript has 15 exons. Lineage: Eukaryota; Metazoa; Chordata; Mammalia; Rodentia; Spalacidae. The record is from RefSeq and is a predicted model, not a curated record. Gene Ontology annotation, cellular component: Dsl1/NZR complex. Bases 154 to 2532 code for a protein of 792 amino acids. Gene Ontology annotation, biological process: retrograde vesicle-mediated transport, Golgi to endoplasmic reticulum; endoplasmic reticulum to Golgi vesicle-mediated transport; regulation of ER to Golgi vesicle-mediated transport.